Messenger RNA from Papaver somniferum (opium poppy), 1209 nucleotides. RefSeq names its product serpin-ZX-like. The record is from RefSeq and is a predicted model, not a curated record. Gene Ontology annotation, molecular function: serine-type endopeptidase inhibitor activity. The transcript is spliced from 4 exons. The coding region runs from base 1 to 1209 and encodes 402 amino acids. NCBI's taxonomy places the organism in Eukaryota, Viridiplantae, Streptophyta, Magnoliopsida, Ranunculales, Papaveraceae.
AUGCUUCAUUCCAGAUUUGACAUCAAGGAUUUAGGGAUACUGAAGUAUUUCCUGGGAUUAGAAGUUGCUUACUCAAAGAAGGGUAUCUUUCUGGAUCAAAGAAAAUACGUGUUGGACCUGUUGAAGGCUACAAGAAAAAUGGGAGUAAAUCCUUGUCAUACUCCUAUAGAAAAUGGCAACAAACUUGAUAAUGAUGGUGAUGUGUUAAGUGAUAUUGGGUCAUAUAAAAGCAAGAAACAAAAUGUUGUUUCUCGAUCGAGUGCUGAAGAAGAAUACAGAGCCAUGGCUUCAACAACAUAUGAGAUUGUUUGGCUUCGAGCAUUACUUAAAGAUUUGGGUUUUCUGUCACCUCAGCCGGCUAAGAUGUUCUGUGACAAUCAAGCUGCGAUAAAAAUUGCGUCAAAUCCCACCUUUCAUGAGCGUGCAAAGCAUAUAGAAGUGGAUUGUCAUUUUGUUAGAGAGAAGUGCAAAGAGGAGCAGAUGAAGGCGAAUCAAUGGGUUGAAAAGAAAACAAAUGGAUUAAUUAAGAAUCUUCUUCCUGACGGAGCAGUUGAUAAAUGUACAAAAUUUAUAUUGGCGAAUGCACUCUAUUUUAAAGGAUGCUGCAGUCGGAAUCCGUUCGAUCAAGCACUAACCAAGGAAUACAAGUUCUAUCUCCUGGAUGGGGAAAAAACAAUACGAGUUCCCUUCAUGUCAUCCAAUGCAAGACAAUAUAUUACUUGUUAUGACAUCUUCAGAGUACUUAAACUCCCAUACAAACGUUCAGGAACAAAUGAAAAUGCUCGUAUUCCAAGUUUUUCCAUGUAUAUAGUUUUACCAGAGCAGCGAGAUGGGCUUGGUGAACUCAUAACAAAGGUGAGUUCUAAUCCAGCAGCAUCAAGAGUACUCAAUCAAAUGGGUAUGGUUCUGCCUUUUGAAAAAUCCAAUGCAGAGCUGAUGGAGAUGGUGAAUAUUGGUAGUUCUACUACUAAUAAGCUUCAUGUUGAUAAAGUUUUUCGUAAGUGUUUUGUUGAAGUUGAUGAAAAAGUAACUGAAGCUGCUGCUUCUACUGCUGUUAGGGGGUGGUGUUUUGACAAGAAGCGUCCUCGUACGCCUCCUCCUCGUGUCGAUUUUUUGGCAGAACACCCUUUCAUGUUCAUCAUCAGAGAGGAGCAAAGUGGUAUAGUGUUGUUCAUGUACAAUGUUCUGAAUCCUUUGUUAAAUUCGUGA